CCUAUAGCUCUAGGUCAACAAUCCACUUUUAUUUAUCCACAAAAUCAGCACUAAGUUUACCUAGUAAGUGUUAGGUACUAAUCUCAGACAAAAGUCGAAAUCAUCAAUACUGUCACAUUGACAUCGAAUUUAAAUUGUAGUAGCGUUAAAUUUUCCAAUGGCUUUGCUAAAACUAAAACCGUUUCUUAAAAUUAAUUCUCCUAUCCUCACCAAAGCUCUGACGAGAAAUCUCGAAGCUACCAGCAUUGAACAAAGCGCUCCUCAAAAAUUCACUUUGGAUGACAAAGUGGCAGUUGUAACAGGAGGUGCCUCAGGAAUAGGAUUCGCUAUAGCCAAAGAGUUCCUCAAAAAUGGAUUAUUGGCCGUUAAUAUUUUAGAUAUAGACAAACGAAAAUUGCUGACCAGUACGAGGACUCUAAAGCAAGAGUUUGGUGAAGAUAGGGUGAUUUCUAGUGAAGUUGAUGUUGCUGAUGCUGAACAAAUGGAUAAUAUUCUUCGAAAUACAUCAGUUGACUUUGAGGGGAUCGACAUCAUUGUAAACAAUGCAGGUGUUUUAGACGACACUAACUGGGAGAACCAACUGGAUACGAAUAUUCGAGGUUCAGUUAUAGGAACCCUCUUGGGAAUGCAAUACAUGGCCAAAACCAGCUCAGGUGAAGGAGGGAUUAUCGUAAAUAUAGGUUCGUCAAUGAGUAUAACACCAGCUUGUGGAUUUCCCAUACAUACGCUAACCCAAUUCGGUAUUGCCGGUUUUACCAGAGCCUUGGGAUCAAGCAAACUCUACGAAAGAACUGGAGUAAAGAUCUUCGGAUUCUGUCCAGGCUUAACCGACACCAACGCCUUGAAACAAUUGGAAGAAAAGGCCAUCAAUCAUAAUUUCGUAGGAGAAUUUGAAGAAGAAAUGAAAGACGUCAAUUUGCAAGAUCCCGUUAACGUCGCCAAAGGUUUAGUUGAAGUUUUGGGAGAUGCCCAACCUGGUUCAAUCUGGAUCGUUGAAAAUAAUAAAAGUCCAUUCGAAUUGGAAUUCCCGAAGAUAAUUGAAAGGAAGAAAAUAGAACGUGAAGAAACUCAACAAUCUGCAACAGAUACCACGCAAGCCAAAGCUCAAUAAAAUGCAAGUUAGUCGAAAACAAACAUACUUUUUGUAGUAAUCUUUUUAUGUACUCUCUAUAAUUUCAUUAUUAAAUAUUUAAAAAUUAUAUAGACUUUUAAGAAACUAUCACCAAUGACAUCAAAUACUAAUAACAUAGGUUGUUGAAAAUACAGUGCGUUCAGAAAAUAU
This is a messenger RNA of Psylliodes chrysocephalus, 1282 nucleotides long. The record is from the annotation of a GenBank genome assembly. NCBI's taxonomy places the organism in Eukaryota, Metazoa, Arthropoda, Insecta, Coleoptera, Chrysomelidae.